UCACUUCCCUCUUCCCCCGGUAGUGCGGGCGGUGGCGGCGGGCGGGCGCGGGAGCCGUGAGGGAGCUGCGGCCGCCGCCAUGUCCGACUGCUCGGCGCUGCAGUUCGUGAGCCCCUACGCCUUCGAGGCCAUGCAGAAGGUGGACGUGGUUCGCUUGGCCGCGCUGAGCGACCCCGAGCUGCGGCUGCUGCUGCCCUGCCUGGUGCGGAUGGCGCUGUGCGCGCCCGCCGACCAGAGCCAGAGCUGGGCGCAGGACAAGAAGCUGAUCCUGCGGCUGCUCUCGGGGGUCGAGGCGGUGAACUCCAUCGUGGCGCUGCUGUCCGUGGACUUCCACGCGCUGGAGCAGGACGCCAGCAAGGAGCAGCAGCUCCGGCACAAGCUGGGAGGUGGCAGUGGAGAAAGCAUCCUGGUGUCCCAGCUGCAGCACGGGCUGACGCUGGAAUUCGAGCACAGCGAUUCCCCUCGGCGGCUCCGGCUGGUGCUGAGCGAGCUCCUGGCCAUUAUGAAUAAGGUUUCAGAAUCAAAUGGCGAGUUUUUUCUCAAAUCUUCCGAGCUCUUCGAGAGUCCCGUUUACCUGGAGGAGGCAGCAGAUGUUCUCUGCAUUUUGCAAGCAGAGCUGCCCUCCCUGUUGCCCAUAGUGGAUGUGGCUGAAGCUCUGCUGCACGUUAAAAACGGGGCCUGGUUCCUGUGCCUUCUGGUGGCCAAUGUCCCUGACAGCUUCAACGAGGUCUGCAGAGGUUUGAUUAAGAACGGGGAGCGGCAGGAUGAGGAGAGUGUUGGAGGCCGGCGGAGAACAGAAGCCCUUCGCCAUCUGUGCAAGAUGAACCCUUCCCAAGCUCUGAGGGUCCGGGGCAUGGUGGUGGAAGAGUGCCACCUGCCAGGUCUUGGCGUGGCUUUGACCUUGGAUCACACCAAAAAUGAAUCUUCAGAUGAUGGAGUGAGUGACCUGGUGUGCUUUGUCAGUGGGCUGCUGCUUGGAACAAAUGCAAAGGUUCGAACUUGGUUUGGGACUUUUAUCCGAAAUGGCCAACAGAGAAAGAGAGACAAUAUCAGUUCUGUGCUGUGGCAGAUGAGGAGGCAGCUGCUCCUGGAGCUCAUGGGGAUCCUGCCCACGGUCCGCAGCACCCACAUCGUGGAGGAGGCCGACGCCGACACGGAGCCCAACGUGUCCGUGUACUCGGGGCUGAAGGAGGAGCACGUGGUGAAGGCCAGCGCCUUGUUACGCCUCUACUGCGCCCUCAUGGGCAUUGCUGGGCUCAAGCCAACUGAUGAAGAAGCUGAGCAGCUCCUGCAGCUCAUGACCAGCCGCCCUCCUGCAACUCCUGCUGGUGUCCGCUUUGUGUCCCUGUCCUUCUGCAUGCUCCUGGCCUUCUCCACCCUGGUCAGCACCCCAGAACAGGAGCAACUCAUGGUGAUGUGGCUUAGCUGGAUGAUAAAGGAAGAAGCCUACUUUGAGAGCAUUUCUGGUGUGUCUGCUUCCUUUGGAGAGAUGCUUCUCCUGGUGGCCAUGUACUUCCACAGUAACCAGCUCAGUGCCAUCAUUGACUUGGUCUGCUCCACCUUGGGAAUGAAGAUUGUUAUCAAGCCCAGCUCGCUCAGCAGAAUGAAGACAAUCUUCACACAGGAGAUUUUCACUGAACAGGUUGUCACAGCCCACGCAGUGCGAGUGCCCGUCACGGGCAGCCUCAGUGCCAACAUCACUGGCUUCUUGCCCAUCCACUGCAUUUACCAGCUGCUCAAGAGUCGUUCCUUCACCAAGCACAAAGUGUCCAUUAAGGACUGGAUCUAUCGGCAGCUCUGCGAAACCACCACCCCUCUGCACCCUCAGCUGCUCCCUCUCAUCGAUGUCUACAUCAACUCCAUCCUGACUCCUGCAUCCAAAUCCAACCCAGAGGCCACCAACCAGCCUGUCACAGAGCAGGAGAUACUGAAUGUUUUCCAGGGCCUCUCUGGGGGGGAAAAUGCCCGUCUCACUCAGCGCUACAGCAUCACCACCCAACUGCUCGUCCUCUACUACGUCCUGUCCUACGAGGAAGCACUUCUGGCCAACACAAAGAUUCUGGCUGCCAUGCAGAAGAAACCCAAGUCUUACUCUUCAGCAUUAAUGGAUCAGAUUCCAAUCAAGUACCUCAUCAGGCAGGCACAGGGGCUGCAGCAGGAGCUGGGAGGUUUGCACUCUGCUCUGCUGCGACUCCUCGCCACCAACUACCCCCACCUGUGCAUCGUGGACGACUGGAUCUGUGAGGAGCAGAUCACAGGCACUGAUGCCUUGCUGAGGAGGAUGCUCCUCACCAACAUGGCCAAGAACCACUCUCCCAAACAGCUCCAAGAAGCCUUUUCCAUGCUGCCUGGAAAUCACACCCAGCUGAUGCAGAUCUUGGAACACCUGACCCUUCUCUCAGCUGGGGAGCUGAUCCCGUACGCGGAGGUGCUGACGUCGAACAUGAAUCUCCUGCUGGACGCUGGGGUCCCUCGGGGCAUCCUGCAGGCUGUCAACAAACUCUGGAUGGUCCUGAACACUGUGAUGCCCAGAAGGUUGUGGGUGAUGACUGUUAAUGCUCUGCAGCCCUCAGGAAAAAUAUUCCGACAGCAGAAAUACACCCAGAAUGAUCUGAUGAUUGACCCCCUGAUCGUCCUGAGGUGUGACCAGAGAGUCCACAGGAGCCCUCCCCUGAUGGAUAUAAUUUUGCACAUGUUGAAUGGGUAUCUCCUUGCUUCCAAAGCUUACCUCAACUCUCACCUCAAAGAAACAGCAGAGCAGGACAUCAGGCCAUCCCAAAACAAUGCAAUGGGUCCAGAGGCCCCAGAAGUUACAAGAGAAGAAUUAAAAAAUGCUUUGCUAGCUGCUCAGGACAGCGCUGCUGUGCAGAUCCUUCUGGAGAUCUGCUUGCCCACCGAGGAGGAGAAGGGCCAGGGCAGCAGCUCGGAUGAUUUGCUGCUGGGUGCCCACAGUCCCAUGGGUGCUGAGGCCGAGGAAGAGGAGGGUCUGCUGUGUAACCUGAGGGAGGUGCAGUGCCUCAUCUGCUCCUUGCUGCACCAGAUGUACAUCGCUGACCCCAACCUCGUCAAACUCGUGCACUUCCAGGGCUAUCCAUGUGAACUGCUGGCACUGACAGUGGCAGGGAUUCCAUCCAUGCACAUCUGUCUGGAUUUCAUUCCAGAGCUCAUUGCCCAGCCUGAACUUGAAAAACAGAUAUUUGCCAUCCAGUUACUUUCCCACCUGUGUAUCCAGUAUGCACUGCCUAAAUCCCUCAGUGUGGCUCGUUUAGCCAUCAACGUGAUGGGAACCCUGCUCACAGUUCUGACCCAGUCGAAGCGCUACGUGUUCUUUAUGCCAACCCUGCCUUGUUUGGUGUCCUUCUGCCAAGCCUUUCCUCCCCUCUAUGAGGAUAUUAUGUCUCUGCUGAUCCAAAUAGGACAAGUUUGUGCCUCUGACGUUGCUACACAGACACGAGACUUUGACCCCAUCAUCACUCGUCUCCAGCAACUAAAGGAGAAACCACAUGAUCUCUCAGGACUUUGUAAAGACUCCUCUACCAAAAGCUGGUCCAGAGACAUGGCAAGCCUGGACCCCGACGUUCGGCUGUGCCAGUGUGUGGAAAACACCAUCAUCGAGAUCAUUAACAUGAGUGUCAGUGGGGUUUAGGAACAGCUCAAGUUAGUUUGGAGCUUGUCCCACUGUCCACAGUGCCUAAAUUUGGAGAAAGCUGUGAAAGUGCACUGAGGAGCUGGAGCAGAAAUCCACGUUUUUGAUCCAUUUGAUUCAGUUACGGCUGAGGAGAAAAUUCUUUCCAGAGGCUCAUGUUGCGUCCAGUGAAAACUUCUGAGGGUGAUGGGAUCAGGAAAUAAUUCCCAGUGGAACUGAGAGUGAUUUUCAGGUGAUACAGCAACACAGCUGAAAGGCUUUUAGGACAUUGAAAAGUGAGUAUUUAAUGUGGUGAGCAAACAGCAAAAUGAUAGGUAAGAAAACUUGGAGAUUCAAAUGAGUUAAAAGAGCUGCUGUUCCAGAGCCUUGCAGAGCAAGAUGGAAUAAAGUACUUUGAGGAAUACUUGAAAAAGUGGUGCCAAUAACUUGCACCAUCACACUGAAUGCUUAGAAAAUGUUUUGACUCUUUAUCUGUGUGUCAAAGUAUUGGUCAAAGUUUCAGUUUGUGAGAUCAGGAGCUUCAUUUAAAGAUAACCAGCCUUCACUGAGAGUUUGAAACCGGUCUAAAAGUUGCUCUAAAAAAAAAAGGAUUAAUAGUAAAAAUGUGCUUUUUAAAGAAUGGGUAUUUUUCAUGCAACUCAGAUGAUUUUGGGUUUUUUAACUUAAAAAGUGAUGAGAAAGACUUGAAGAAACGAGUGCAGAUUUUUCUUAAGUUGUCACCAGGAUAAGACUUAAAAAAGAAAUUGGUGUUGAGAUUGAGUGUGCAAAGGAAUAAAAGAAGGAAUGGCCAAACUAGUUCCAGGCACCUCAGAAAGCCAAAUCCUUUGUGCUCCAUCUUGGAGUUGGUUGUUCUUUUCCAUACAAGGCCUGAGCCCAUCGAGGGGAUUUUUGUCAUCAUACUGUAAAUUAUGUAAAUAAUCUAAAUGUAUGUAUUUUUUUCCCUCAGUUCCAAGUGUAAUUUUAUAUGAUGUAGUGGUAUUUAAAUAAAAAGCAUUGACUUUACAAAAACUAUUAA
Molecule: messenger RNA, 4661 nt
Organism: Pipra filicauda (Wire-tailed manakin)
Lineage: Eukaryota; Metazoa; Chordata; Aves; Passeriformes; Pipridae
Gene: INTS2
Product: integrator complex subunit 2
Exons: 24
Coding region: 80-3646 (1188 amino acids)
Biological process (GO): snRNA 3'-end processing
Cellular component (GO): integrator complex
Source: RefSeq, a predicted model, not a curated record